Messenger RNA from Choiromyces venosus 120613-1, 489 nucleotides. Lineage: Eukaryota; Fungi; Ascomycota; Pezizomycetes; Pezizales; Tuberaceae. The record is from the annotation of a GenBank genome assembly.
AUUCACGAAACAAUAUCUUAGAUUAUUGAGAUAUCUAGUAACCCCUCAUUCGAACACGAGCUAUUUACUAAUAACUGUGUGUAGACUUCCACUCGUCCCCCUAAACAUCGAGACUAUCUUAGGAGAGACGACUAUCGCUAAAAGGAGAAAAAAACUCAAUGAAAUCACAAAGCGGCAGAAUGUUGGGGAUAUAUACACCAUGGCACUGUAAAGAAUCAAUGCACAGAAGGGGAGAAAAUCUCGGCUAGACAUGGAUGCUCUGAUGUGAAUAUCAUAUUCAGAGGAUCCAUUCGAGCUGGAGGAGCUAUUUGAAGCCUUGGGGGUAGGACUCGGGACCUCUAAACUGGACCGUAAUAAUCUCCCUUCUAUACGAAUAGUAGUGGGAUGCUCUCUUGGAUUGAUCACAGUCGAUCCAUCAUCAUCAAAGGUCCGUCUUGUCCAUUUUACUCAUCAGGAAUAUCUGCAUGCCAGCCCUACACUUUUCCACAG